Messenger RNA from Saccostrea cuccullata (small rock oyster), 2691 nucleotides. Its product is annotated as 1-acyl-sn-glycerol-3-phosphate acyltransferase alpha-like. The coding region runs from base 62 to 865 and encodes 267 amino acids. Gene Ontology annotation, molecular function: 1-acylglycerol-3-phosphate O-acyltransferase activity. The transcript has 6 exons. Gene Ontology annotation, cellular component: membrane; endoplasmic reticulum. The record is from RefSeq and is a predicted model, not a curated record. Gene Ontology annotation, biological process: phosphatidic acid biosynthetic process. Lineage: Eukaryota; Metazoa; Mollusca; Bivalvia; Ostreida; Ostreidae.
ACAUUUUCCGGGUUAGGUUUUGUAAACAUUCGUGACUUUGAAAUACGUUAUAUAUUUUGAAAUGCUUCAGAUUUUUCUGUGGUGUUCAGUUAUAUCUAUAAUUCUUUAUUUAACAAACAAUACAUUCAGAUAUUAUACGAAGUAUGGAGCCUAUCUCCUGGCGUUGACAAUUAUUUCCACUAUAACAGUUCUAUGGAUUUUGUUGACAUGCAGAUCUAAAAGCAGUGAAAAUUUUAGAUUUGCUAUUUGGUCCCUUAGGAAAUUGAAGUACCUCUAUGGCUGGGAAUUCGAGACUCAUGGCAAAGAAUAUUUAAUGAAUGAUAAGCCGUUAGUAGUUCUUGUGAACCAUCAGAGUGGUUUAGAUUUAUUAGGUUUAAUGGAAUUAUGGGAUUGGCGAAAUCAUUGUACAGCUGUAGGCAAGCGAUCUCUUAUGUACAUGGGAGUGUUUGGACUUGCCUCUUAUCUUUGUGAUGGAGUGUUUUUAGAUAGACAUGAUCAUGCUAAAGCUGUUCAACAAAUGAAUGCAGUAGUAGAUCAGAUACAUUCUAAAAAGUUAAAAGUAUUUGUUUUCCCAGAAGGUACUAGAAAUCGUAAUGGUUCUAUGUUAGCAUUUAAAAAGGGAGCCUUUCACCUGGCCAUUCAAUCUAAGGUGCCAAUUGUUCCUGUUGUUUUUUCGUCAUACAAAUCCAUCUACAGCAAAGAAAAGAAAAUCUUUAAAUCUGGAAAAAUCUGCAUUACUUGCCUACCUCCUGUUUCUACGGCUGGUCUGACCAAAGAAGACAUUCCUGAGUUAUUGGAUUCUAUACGGAAUUCCAUGGUAGAAACUUAUAACAGAACUUCAUCUUCUGGUGAAAAAACAGAGUAGCUCGAAAUCUCUCCUGAUAUAGGCCUGGAUAGACAAUGAACCUGGCCUAAUCAUCAUUAAACUGGGGGCAUUGUGUUUACAAUAUUUUCUUUUUAUCUGUUUAUUAUUAGCUGCAGAUCUGUAGAUCGCUGGUCUAAAAAAUGUGAUGAAUGACCAGAGAGUUACAGUGCCACCCAUAGAAAAAAAUGUAUAUUUAUUGCACACAAAAUGUUCUGCUCGAUUUUGGAUUAAUUUCUCCAAAUUUUUACCUCAAUUAUACAAAAGCUCGAUUUUAAAAUAUUUGCAAUUACUUUCAUAUAUGAUAUAUAAAUGCAUGAAUCGUGUUUAGCAUUAUUAUCAUGCCAUCAAAAAUGGCAGUGUAAAUAGGCAAAUUUUUUGAUGGUCUAAAUUUAAGGCCCAUAAAGGCUAUUUACAAUAUUUAUGAGGAAUGUUUUGUUGUGGAAAUAGUAAAAGAAUAAGUAAGGAACACACAGUAAGUAAUUUUUGAGAUGGCAGUUUAAAAACACAGAGUAUAAAUAAAUUGAGAAAUUGUACACUUUUGUGUGUGCAAUAAAUAAACACUUUUUCAAUGGAUGGCACUGUAGCUGUCUGGUCUGUCAAUAUAUUUUUUGGAAAGCUACAGUUCUGCAGCUAUUCAUUAUUACUGUAAGUUUAUUAACCAUUGAACAUUUCUGUUUUAAAAUUAAGGUUUUAGUUUGAAAAAAGGGGAGUUCAUGUACAUUACCUUCUUUAAUUACCAAAUAUAUACAUUUUUUAUUGAAUUUUGAAAAUGACAUUACAAAGGCCCAGAUAAAUAUUUAGCUUAAUGCAUUUAAAAAAAAAUUCUGAUCCUAUUCUAAUUAUUAUUUUUCUUUUUUGCCUUUUGGAAAAAAAGAAUAGAGUUCAAAUUAAAAAUGCAGAUAUUUGAAAGAAGAUCUGAGGAAUAACUAAAAAUGAAUGUUUUUAUACUCCUGAAACAAAGUUUUUGGGUAGAUAUACUAAUAUCACCUUGUCCAUUUGUCUGUAUGCCUCUGCUUGUGUCUGUGCAACCAUGUCUGGAUCAUAAAUUCACAACUAAGAUAGAUUGGUAGCUCAUACUCGAAAUAACAAAAGAUAAUUGCUUAAAACUUGAUGGUGUUAGUUGUUGUUGACCUUAGGUCAUUAUGGCAAGGUCAAGAUCUAAUGCCAGUCAAAUUAUAUAUAGUUAGUUGUUCUUGACCUUAGGUCAUUAUGGCAAGGUCAAGGUCAAUUGCCAGUCAAAUUAUUUAUAAAUAUUGCUUAAAAGACUUAUGGUGUUACAUGAUCUUAACCUAAGUCAUUUUGGCGAGGGCAAGGACACUUGCAGUCAAAUUAUAUAUGUAUACAUGAAGCUCAUUCUUGAAAAAAAAAGACUUAAGGUGUUAUGUUAUUGUGACCAAGGGUCAUUUUGGCAAGGUCAGGGUCACUUGCUGUCAAAUUGUACAGGAAUUUUUAUAUAUAAAAGAGUAUUUAUGAUCUGAUGUAUGUUGUGAUCCUUGGCCCAAAGUGAUGUGGAAAAACUGCAGAAAGAUUAAUAUUACUUAUAGUCUAAGGGUCUGUCCCGACAUUGUGCCAAAGAUGCAUUUUUAGAAAAGUUCAUACAACUAUUGUUAUGCAAUGUAGGGCUUAGUGAAGGUAACAAUUAUGACUGUAAUAUUGCAUGAUACAUUUUCCUUUAUACAUGUAAUAGUUCAUGUCUUCUACUUUCCCUUUUGAUAUUCAUAAAUUUAUUUUCUCAUGUGUGCCAUGCUUUUUACACAUACAUGUAUUUUGAAACACCAAAACUUGUUGAAUAAACUUGAAAAAUAAAUAAAAGUUUUAAUAAUUGU